This is a messenger RNA of Terrapene triunguis (Three-toed box turtle), 2473 nucleotides long. RefSeq names its product heterogeneous nuclear ribonucleoprotein D like (gene HNRNPDL). The record is from RefSeq and is a predicted model, not a curated record. Gene Ontology annotation, cellular component: nucleoplasm. The transcript is spliced from 7 exons. Gene Ontology annotation, molecular function: poly(A) binding; poly(G) binding. NCBI's taxonomy places the organism in Eukaryota, Metazoa, Chordata, Testudines, Emydidae. The coding region runs from base 81 to 989 and encodes 302 amino acids. Gene Ontology annotation, biological process: regulation of gene expression.
UCUUCCGCCGCCAUUUUAGUGCCCCGCUUUCUGGGUGCAGCUUUCUGUCGCGUCUCCAGCUCUCGUAGCCUGCCCCCGCUAUGGAGGACAUGACCGAGUACAGCGGCGGCCUGGAGGAGUUCGCCGAGGGCUCCAAGAUCAACGCCAGCAAGAACCAGCAGGACGAUGGUAAAAUGUUUAUAGGAGGCCUCAGCUGGGACACAAGCAAGAAAGACUUGACCGAAUAUUUAUCUCGGUUUGGAGAGGUGGUGGACUGCACAAUUAAAACAGAUCCAGUGACUGGGCGGUCCAGGGGAUUUGGCUUUGUGCUCUUCAAAGAUGCUGCCAGUGUUGACAAGGUAUUGGAACUGAAGGAACACAAACUGGAUGGCAAGUUAAUCGAUCCUAAAAGGGCAAAAGCACUGAAGGGAAAAGAGCCACCCAAAAAAGUGUUUGUUGGUGGACUGAGUCCAGAUACAUCUGAAGAACAAAUUAAAGAAUAUUUUGGUGCUUUUGGAGAGAUUGAAAAUAUUGAACUUCCCAUGGACACAAAGACAAAUGAAAGGAGGGGUUUUUGUUUCAUCACAUAUACAGAUGAAGAGCCAGUAAAAAAAUUAUUAGAAAGCCGAUACCAUCAGAUCGGUUCUGGCAAGUGUGAGAUCAAAGUAGCACAGCCCAAAGAAGUGUAUAGGCAGCAGCAGCAGCAACAACAGAAAGGUGGAAGAGGUGCUUCUUCUGGUGGCAGAGGUGGUGGCAGGGGGCGUGGCAGGGGCCAGGGACAAAACUGGAACCAAGGAUUUAAUAACUAUUAUGAUCAAGGAUAUGGAAAUUACAACAGCACUUACAGUGAUCCAAGCUACAGUAGUUAUGGUGGAUAUGAUUAUUCUGGUUACAAUUAUCCAAGCUAUGGAUAUGGACAGGGAUAUGCAGACUACAGUGGUCAACAAAGCACAUACGGAAAAGCAUCCCGAGGUGGCGGCAAUCACCAAAACAACUACCAGCCAUAUUAAAGCAGUACAUAGUACUUGGGGGGGCAGCAGGUGUGUAUAUGAGUGCAAGGACCACUUUCAGUAUGUCUAAUCUAAUUUAAAGAUCAAUAGACAAAUUAAAAUGAGUAAAAACAUUUUUCUUGUGUAGUCUGACUUUUUUAACUGAACUUUGUUAACUUAAAAUAUUUUUUUUUAAAACAUGCUUUGCCUAAAGUGUCUAUAGAUCUUUAACUUCGUAAAAUGUGAUUUCAUCUUCUUUAGUACUUCAGAAAAACUUAAGAGUUUUUCUGUUUGCGUUGUGUACCAGGUGGUCUAGAGGAAUAAUUAAACUUAUUAGAAAUAUUAACAGGUAAAGUACUGAAAUGGGUACAACUUAAGGAAAACAAGAAUGUUGUCUUCUAACUCUGACAUUAUACCUUGUUUGUACCCGCCAGCGGGAACUUCAUUGCAGGCCGUGUGUCACCCUGACCACGUCUAUCUCUGGGGGUCGCACGUUGCAGGCAGAGCGCAAGGCAUACACCAGAAAACGCUGUCCUGUGGUAUGGUCUCUUCCAACUUCAUGUACCAGCGUAAAGAUUAAAGUGGAAAACUUCAGACUUUGGCUUCUUUUUAAUCUUUUUGAAGAUUAAGUGUCUUAACUUAAAUGGUUUUUUACAGGAGUUAAAGUACAUAAAUGCCUUUACAGCUUAAUCAUUUUGGUCUUCUGUUUAGUGUUGUAUUUCAAUUGUGGAGCCUCAUUUUAAGUGUGCAUUCGUUAAGAUUUAAUGCUUGCUUUUUCUUUUUAUAGCUAAUAGUGAAAUCUGCAAACCAAAACGAACUUUUAAAUCUGGAAAAAAUUAAAGAUCAUAUGCACACAAACUACAUCAGGCUAAUCAUGUUUUUGGCAAUAUUCAUUCAAGAAUAAAGUUGCAGACAAAUUGUUUUCAUACUUAACAGCAUUUCUAGUGGAAACUUUUUCCACAGCCCAGUUUGUGACACACAAAUUGCAACUUCUUGCCUAAUUUGGAGAAUCGUUGUUCUGAAACAGCUUCCUGAAUGGGCUGAACUGCUAUAUUUGGGGAGACGAAAGAUUUAGUUACUCAAUAAUAAUAAUUUGUUAAAUAUGCAUAUGAUCUUUAACAGUGAAGAAAGGAAUAAAUAGAGGACUUAAAGCAGUUCAUGAAAAUGGACCUUUUGACGAUUCUUAUAAAAGUUGCACAGAUCUGAUUGUUAUUUUGUCUUGUUUUUAGGUGGCGAUACCACGACGAAGUCAUCUUGCAGAACAUCAGGAUUGAAUGGAGGGUGGUCUUCAUGACAUGAGAUGACUUUUACAAAAGACUUUUUAGAGUAUGACACAACAGUGUCCAACUGUAUAUAGCGGCUGAUUAGUUUUCUUUAUGGUUUUUACUUUGUCCUUUUUGCCAUCUGUGUUAUGACACAAUGUGGAUUUGUGUUUAUACAAAUUUUAUUUGUAUAAUUUCAUGUUAAGUGAUUCUUGAAUAAAUGCUUACUUAUGUGAGUCUGUC